This is a messenger RNA of Plasmodium yoelii, 960 nucleotides long. Its product is annotated as PIR protein. The coding region runs from base 1 to 960 and encodes 319 amino acids. Lineage: Eukaryota; Apicomplexa; Aconoidasida; Haemosporida; Plasmodiidae. The transcript has 3 exons. The record is from RefSeq and is a predicted model, not a curated record.
AUGUUAACUAGUAGAGUGUGUGAAGAAUUUGCUACUUUGUGGAGGAUUUUCCCCGAUGAUUUAAAAGAAUCUAAAGAUUAUAAUUUUAAUUCUUCAAUGCUCAAGAAACAUUGUCCUGAUAGAAACUGCAAUAACGAUAUCGAUAAGAUUCAUGCUGGGUGUUUAUGGUUAUUUAAUCAAUUUUAUGGGAAUAUUAUAAAUUUUACGAAUAAAGCAAAUGAAAAUAUUAAUCUUUUUACAUACAUUAUGACAUGGAUAAGUUAUAAGUUAAAUCAAAAACCACAAAUCGGAAUCAACAAGUUUAACGACUUUUAUAGUAAUCACAUGCAAAAUGUCGAGGAGUAUAAAACGCAUAUAGAUGGUGUUACGAAGUAUACAAGUUAUAUUGAUCUUAUAGAUAAAAAACAAGAUUUGAUGAGUAUUAAUAUUAAUGAUAUGUCUGAAUUUUAUGAUGCAUUUAAAAUAUUAUGCAAUAUGAUUAAUAAUUCUAGUAAAAUCGAAAUAUAUUUAAAACAUGCUGAAGAAUUUGUUAGUAAACAUAAAGAGCUUAUUGAAAAUUCUAGUAAUAUUCAAGGCAAUUCAUAUAACAAAAUGUUGUCUAUAUUAUCAGAUGAUUAUACUAAUUAUGGGAAAUCUACUGCUUAUUCUGAUAUACGAAAUAAACUUCCAGAACUUACAAAGGAAAAAAAAAAACAAAUGCAUGUUUCCUCGAGUGAAAUAUCACCCUCAAGCUCUGAAAAUGAAGUAUCAAAUUAUGAUUCAACUUCACCCUCAAAUUCUGAAACUGAAGCAUCAAAUUAUAAUUCAACAUCACCAAGUUCAUCACUUGUAAAUAAAUUAAUUUCAAUUCCACUUAUAUUUAUUGCAACAUUAAUUUUUUUAGGAAUUGCAUAUAAGUAUUCGUUAUUUGGAUUUCGGAAACGACCUCAAAAACAUUUAAGAGAAAAGCUAAAAAAAUAA